Molecule: messenger RNA, 726 nt
Organism: Tetrahymena thermophila SB210
Lineage: Eukaryota; Ciliophora; Oligohymenophorea; Hymenostomatida; Tetrahymenidae
Product: zinc finger, C3HC4 type (RING finger) protein
Exons: 5
Source: RefSeq, a predicted model, not a curated record
AUGGAUCUGGUUCCUUUUAUGAAGGAUGAUGAUAAAGAAAAUAAUAGUUUUACUGAAUCAUCAUUUGAUUGCCCAAUAUGUCUAAAUAUACUUCUCAGACCUGUAACUUUAGUUUGUGGACACAAUUUUUGUGAGUAGUGUAUUAAGAAUGAGUAUUUCUCAAAUCUUAAAUAAUAAUGUCCUGUGUGCAGAAAAUUCAUUUUAGUUAGUUUAAGAAUUAUUAAAGUAAAUUUAGUCUUAGACUUAUUUAUAAGGGAAUAUCACAAAUUCAACAAAGAAUAUUAGCAUAGACGAAACACUUAUUAUGAAUAUCUUAAAUAGAAGAAACAAAACAAAUUCUACAAAUUUCUUCAUAAACUAGGCAAAAAGCUUAUAAUCAUAGUUACAUAUAUCAGAAAAUGUAUACCUUUUAUCACUCUAGGUUUUGCUAUAUUUUUGCUCUAUCUUAUUAAAUACCAACUUGGAAAGAUAAAUAUAAGAAAGAUAGAAGCAACAUACACUCAACAACUUAAUAAAAUCUUUAGUUUGAUUAAAAGCACAAAUAAUUUAACAAAAGAAUUAAAACCAUAACCAAACACAGAACUCAAGAUUGAUACUCCUCCUGUUGAUGGAAAUAGUAAAAGUACUGGAAAUGCAAUAGACUUCUAAAACUUAAUAUUUUCUAAAUUAAUAAAAUACUUAUUUACUAACUACAUAAGACUUUCAUUGCCAAUCGGAGUAUCAUGA